This is a messenger RNA of Bacidia gigantensis, 2457 nucleotides long. RefSeq lists its product as uncharacterized. The coding region runs from base 1 to 2457 and encodes 818 amino acids. The transcript has a single exon. NCBI's taxonomy places the organism in Eukaryota, Fungi, Ascomycota, Lecanoromycetes, Lecanorales, Ramalinaceae. The record is from RefSeq and is a predicted model, not a curated record.
AUGCCAACGAACACCAGCUUUCAUGACUUUCACAAAGGCGACAACGGCUAUACCCUUGGAGAGGACAACGCUCGCCCUCAGCGGACCGCGAUAGCUCCUGUCGGAAACCCCACAACUCGAACGCAAUUUACUAAAUUUGUCCAACGCUGGCUAUAUUUUGAAGUCUUAAGAGCCGUUUUAGGACAUCUCCACCAAUUCGAUCUGCUUCAUUUCAUCCGUCGAGACACUGAGCAGAAUUCGUAUAUAACUACCGAAAGGCUGCCCCGAUACCUGGAGGAUUGGCUGGACUUUGAGUCGUCAAAUCCGGCUGAGUCUGUGGCACGUCUUUUACAAGCUCAAUUGGUGCUCGACAGGGCGCGGCGUUAUGUCUUCGAGUAUUGCUCUGUGUCUGACGUGCACAGUCGACCUAUCUGGCCGAUAGACGACCACGUGGCGCUUUCCAUUAUGAUCCUCGGCGAGACUCUGACCAGCGCAUUGAUCAAGAUUCGGCGACAAAAGCACAUGAAUAUUCAUGGGUGGUCUGACAAUGAUUAUAGUAGCCAAGGUUGGGGCUACAGCCGGUUGGUUCUGCAAAAAAUGAGGGCGGAGCGCUGGUGCUUGAAGACCAUCACGAUGUUGCAAGGUGUACUGAGGAACAAUACUAUCGGGCUUUUGUACGCAUUGCAGAUACCUCCACAAGAGAAAGCUGAAAUAUCGCAUUUGCAAUGUACAGAAACCGAAUGCAAACCCGUUGCUAUCCCAAGCACACCAGGGUCGAACAUCGAUCUUCAGAAUCCCGAGCCUUUUCAUUGCAAGGAAUGUGAUCGCCGUACAUGUAAAGAGGUGCAAGUGAACUCGCGGGAGCUAAAUCGAAUCAUCAAGCAAGGCAAGAUCCCUCUCUUGCGGUAUCGACAUGAAGCUGGCAAGAUCGACCUUGUUGAGAUGAAUGCCUCUUGUAACAAAGAGUAUGUCAUAUUUUCUCAUGUUUGGGCUGAUGGAUAUGGAAACAAGAAUGCCAAUGCUAUGAAUAAGUGCGUCCUGGACAUGUUUCGCAACCUAUUCAAUGACAUCAAGAGCGAGAAUGUAAUCCAGCAGAGUCAUGGCAGGAUGGAAACACCUGAAAAUUUCUGGAUUGAUACACUAGCCAUCCCCGUCGAGACCGAGUUCGACGACCAGCGGAAGAAGGCGAUCAGGAAGAUGCAUGACAUAUAUACGAACGCUAAAUAUACCAUAGUGCUAGAUGCUGGCUUAAUGAGCGUUGAUAAAGGCGAAGGGUACAUCAAGCCAGCAAUGAGCAUCACACUCAGCAAAUGGAUGACCAGAUUGUGGACUUUGCAGGAGGCAGUGUUAAGCAAAAGCUUGUACUUCAACUUUUCCGACCAAGUUUACUCCAUGGAUAAGCUCGAGAAACUAUUCCAACAGGAAGACGCACCACUGCACUCUUGUCUUGCAUUUGUGUCUCGUGCAUACUAUCAUGGUAUUCUAGAGAAGGAAAGCCGCAGAAUGCAUGGACCUGAUUCAACGCCGGAGGACCGUAUAACAAAGCCGGCUUUCGUUGCCAAUGUCUGGAAAGCUGUACAAUGGAGGAGGACAGAGCACCGUCAACAUGAGACCCUGGCCCUCGCAACUCUCCUGAACGUCGAUACCGACAGUUUUGCCGACUCCAGCUAUAUCAAGAAGAAGAAAAUGAUAUAUGAUGGACCAGAACUCCAGAGGCGAAUGCAAAAGCUUGUCGAUUUACUCGCUGCUCGAAGCCCUUGCGCGAUUCCCGCAGGUAUUAUUUUUGUGCCAGGCCCAAGACUCGAGGAGAAAGGAUACGGGUGGGCCCCAAGGACCUGGCUGUCCAGUAAAGAGGUGGAACCACCGGAUCCUUUGGCACUUCAGGUCAAGAAAGCCAGGCUCAACGUACCCCAUGGCCUUGAAGUUUGGUUUCCUGGGUUUCGUCUACACAAUUUGAGAAACAAGCAAGACUUACUGAAUGAUCUUUCGGAGUUUCACUUUCCCGCCGAUCGCUGGCUCUCGCAAUGGUAUCGCGUCAUACCUGCAGAUGAAAAAGAGCCGCUGCCUCAUAGAUCACGAGACAGGUCCCGAGAACUCGCUAUUGUAGCACCCCAACUGCUGGCUUCCAAUCCGAAAGAAAUUGGCUUACUAGUCGCAAUUGCAAGAGAGCAAGAUGGCAUCUUGUUCGUUGAAAUUCUCCAUCGAAUAUACAUCAGCGUAGAAGGCGAUGCUGAGAAGAUCCGGGUAUGGCGGAACGAUUUCUUAGCAGAAGAUUUUGGCUCGCUAUCAUGUGGAGAGAGACUGUCUACAGAGCAGCAUUGGUGUAUCGAUGGUCAACAGGACAACCAGCCUCUGAAAUCAUUCAUAACGAACGGCAAUGGUGAACUUAUAAAACCCCUGUCGAACAAGAAUCGAAGCUUUACCGAAUCCUUUGGCCUGCGGGUUAGCAACACAUUCCAUUCAAUAACAAAACGGUAA